Trichophyton verrucosum HKI 0517 is the source of this 1182-nucleotide messenger RNA. RefSeq names its product DUF500 and UBA/TS-N domain protein. Gene Ontology annotation, biological process: actin cortical patch localization; actin filament bundle assembly. NCBI's taxonomy places the organism in Eukaryota, Fungi, Ascomycota, Eurotiomycetes, Onygenales, Arthrodermataceae. The transcript has 3 exons. The coding region runs from base 1 to 1182 and encodes 393 amino acids. Gene Ontology annotation, cellular component: actin cortical patch. Gene Ontology annotation, molecular function: actin filament binding; phosphatidylinositol binding. The record is from RefSeq and is a predicted model, not a curated record.
AUGCCGUUAGGAUUCAAUAAUCCGCUGCCUUCUUCACUGGCAAGUGAAUGUCGGAAAGCCAGCAAGAUCCUAGUCUCGUUUAUUGACCCGUCGGAGUCGUUUGGACCUGAGAAGGUCAUUCCGCCAGAGAUUCUCGGCCAUGCAAAGGGUCUGGCAAUUCUUACUGUGGUAAAGGCGGGCUUCGUUGGCUCGGCUCGAUUUGGAUCUGGUGUCGUUGUUGCUCGGCUUGGAGACGGGUCGUGGUCUGCUCCCUCUGCCAUCACAACCGCUGGAGCCGGCUUUGGCGGCCAGCUCGGCUUCGAGUUUACCGAUUUCGUGUUCAUACUCAACGACUCGGCGGCAGUCCGUACGUUCAGCCAGGCUGGCUCGAUAACACUGGGAGGAAAUGUCUCUGUUGCAGCUGGACCCGUGGGCAGGAACGCCGAAGCCGCUGGUGCGGCGAGCAUGAAGGGAGUGGCAGGCGUAUUCUCAUAUUCCAAGACCAAGGGCCUGUUUGCAGGUGUGAGUCUGGAAGGAAGCGUGCUGAUUGAGCGGAAGGACGCGAAUGCGAGAAUGUACAACUCGAACAUAUCGGCCAGCCAGUUGCUCAGCGGUGCUGUACCCCCGCCGCCCGGUGCAGAGCCGCUAAUGGCAGUUCUCAGGUCGAGGGCAUUCUCGGGACGGUCUGGUACUACCUAUGCAGAGAGGAUGUACAACGACGUCCCUGUCUAUGACGACAGACAUGUUGCGGGCAUGGGAUAUGAGGGCAGGAACCGAGCUGUUUCGGCCAGCGACUACCAGUACAGCGACCGGCCGCAGCGACACAAUACAUGGCAGGACAACGUCCAUGACCGACAGUAUACCGGACUGAAUCGAGCGAACACUGUAGCGGGGCGUGCCAACCCGAACGAGACGUUUGAUAGCUUCGGCCAGAGCCAGCGGGGAGUAGGAGGAGCGUUUGAUGGCCGCCCCGCCCGUCCGACGGCCCCGAAACCUGUCUUUGGACAGAAACCGCAGUUGGGCAAGGAUCAGGCCCUAGCCCUCUUCACCUUUGAUGCCGACCAGGAAGGGGAUCUAGGGUUCAAGAAGGGGGAGAUUAUCACCAUCGUGAAGCGGACAGAGAAGCAGGACGACUGGUGGACGGGCAGGAUUGGGAACAGAGUCGGUAUUUUCCCGAGCAACUAUGUCGAAGCCGGAAAGUAG